AUGUUGUCAAAACGCGAUGCGUUGAUAAGCGCUUUCGUUUUAACGGUCUAUUAUGUGGGCGUGGCAUGCGACAGCCGACGUGAUGAUUUUGUGACAGUGGGCGUUAAGUCCAACGACCCGGUCGGUAGAAGCACGGAUCAGCGUUCUGGUGGCAUCACCGUUGAUGGCAUUGGUUACUAUUAUACGUUGCGUUACAAGCCUGAAUUCUUGUUCAAUAAAUUUGCGCAACAAGAGGAGCCACCGGCAACUACCGCUAUGCCAGAGCCAGAAGAAGUUGUGCCAACCCGGCCACCACCAACAGAGCCGGAGCCACCAAUACCUAUGGGCACCACAUCCACGGCCGAGACUCCUCCCGAGAUGCCGUCCGCUACAGAGAUGAUGCCCCCAAUGCCGAGCAGCACCGAACAGAUGCCGACGAAGCCAACUAAAAAGCCAACGACUAGACCACCAGCACCACCGACGCCCUUCACCACACGCACCUCCAUCAUGAGACCCCAAACGUUUACGGGCAAGCUGAGCCACAAACUCAAACAACUGCUCUUUGGCUCACCAAUCGAGGCGAAUCUGAUCAGCAAGCAACCGACGGUACCCAAAUCGAAGGGCAAAGGAUUUCUGAACAUCUUCGAAGUGAUCAAGUUCCCCAAUAGCAAGUGCCAUGUGGCUAUGGGAGAUAUACGCAGCAUGGAGGGCGUUUGCUAUCAUGAGUUCGAGUGCAAGAGCCUGGGCGGCAUACCCACGGAAAGAUGUGCCGAGGGCGUGGGCGUUUGUUGUAUCUUUCUAACCGGUUGCGGUGAUGUUACCAGCCAGCCCGUUGUGUACUUUGAGAGUCCCAAUUAUCCGCAUGCAGUGCGUGAAAUGAUGGUCUGUGUCCUGAUCGUGAAUGUGCGCAAAGGUGUGGAACAGUUGCGAUUAGAUUUCCAAAUGUUUGAGCUGAGUCGACCCACAAAUGGCGACUGUUUGGACGAUCAAUUCAUUGUAUCUGGACAAAAUGCUAAUUUCCAUGUUCCGGUGCUUUGUGGCAUUAAUACAGGACAGCAUAUCUAUGUGCACGUUGGGGAUACUACGGAGGGAAAAAUCUAUCUGUCCAUCUUUGUGAAAGUAUCCAGUGGUGGACGCUCGUUUAACAUCAAAAUAUCUCAGCUCGAAGAUGAAUUAGCGCCCACAAAUUGCUUGCAAUACUUUAGCGAUGGUGAGGGUAUUAUUAAGUCAUUCAACUAUGAUCUGGAUGGCACAAUUGUCGAUAAUAGAGAGGCUUCAUAUUUUAACAAUCUAAACUAUGCUAUAUGCCUGGCACGUUCGAAAAACGUUUGCAGUGUGGCCUACAGUACUGAACAGCUCGGUGAGGAUCAGCCAGACUUUCAAAUCAUUAACAAGGAUGAGGCUGAGAACGAUCUGGUGCCCGAUGGCCAGGCUGGUGCUGGCAUCUUCAAUUGCCCGGACGACUUCAUUGCCAUCAAUUCGGUGCGGCUGUGCGGCGAGCGCUUCAAUGAUGGCAUCGAGUAUGACGAUUUCACCAUGCAUGCAACGGUGAAAGAUAUAGCCGCAGGUCCUAUUAUAUUGCCCUUUCGCACCGAUGCAGAAUAUGUGGGUCGCGGCUUUCGUUUGCACUACAGACAGGAACUGUGUGUCUGA
Scaptodrosophila lebanonensis is the source of this 1632-nucleotide messenger RNA. RefSeq lists its product as uncharacterized. NCBI's taxonomy places the organism in Eukaryota, Metazoa, Arthropoda, Insecta, Diptera, Drosophilidae. The coding region runs from base 1 to 1632 and encodes 543 amino acids. The transcript has 6 exons. The record is from RefSeq and is a predicted model, not a curated record.